Parnassius mnemosyne (clouded apollo) is the source of this 1749-nucleotide messenger RNA. Lineage: Eukaryota; Metazoa; Arthropoda; Insecta; Lepidoptera; Papilionidae. The record is from the annotation of a GenBank genome assembly.
AUGAUGGUGCUUUUAUUGAUGAAUAGAUCGGUUAGAGGAUACCCGCCGAUGCUGUUCCCUCAGUUCGCAACCAGAGCCACUCAAGAUACUCUGUGUUUGGGGCUGAGACUAUUGAAACACCUUCUCAAGGACAAUAGGUUACGAAUGGAGGUGCAUGCCUUACUGGACAUAGGAAGACCAUCACACGUGGAUCAUAUCCAACUUAUCAAGGACCCCGGCAGCAUCCCCCUCAAUCUCCCUCCCCAGCCAGAAAACAUGUUUAGAAGGAGAUUGAGGGAGGGGCUACCUGCAAUCAUAAAGAACAAAGAGAUGCUGGCAAUAUUCAACACCAAGGCAGAGGUGGAAGAGUCAAAUCUCAAGAGAGACCUGCUGGCCAUUCGCCCGAUCAGUCCUAAAUUACUCUGCAAAUUGUGGCAGUUAUCGAACAUAGGCCACAUUGAGAAGUUGAUCAGCAAAUUCUCAACAUCUCGUUCCAUCCAAAGUGCAUCCAUGUUAAUGUGGAUAGAUGAGAGUGCUCUGCAUGCAACUGUAAAGGCUCUAGAGACUCGAACAUGUAGGUAUUACCUAAGAACCAAACAUACACCUUUCACAGUGGAGGUUCAGCGGACAAAAUGUGUGACUACCUUGGCCCAGCACCUUCGUGAGACCUUAUGGGAAUUAGCAUUAGAGGGAAUCACUAUGCCAACUCCGUACGACAAAAUAGUGAUUGUUCCAUGGGAAACAAUCCCGGAAGAGGCUGUACCCUCCUCCAUCAUGGUAAGCUUGUCUGGUGAAUCUCACCACGAUCGCUUUCACGAGAGAGGUCCUCGUUUGCCUUACAUUGGAUCGCAGACGCAGAUCCGCACUCGAAAAGCGCUUUUGCAAGUGAUGGAGGUGGGGGAGGUUAUAGAGAGUAUAAAAAUGAUAAUGGAACUAAGGAGCUGGGUAAAGGGGAGCAAAGGACUGUAUGACCUGCUAAAGGUUCUAUUGAAGGAGAAGACAAGACUCACGCUGGCUGAGCUGGAACCACUCACAGCGCAAGUUUACUCCGGACUCCUACCUCACAGACUUCCAUGUCCAGCACUAAGAGGAGCCAUGUGGAACGGGUGCACAACGAUACUCACUUGGCUACGCAUAGUGUCAGACACGGCGACCCAUUAUGCCAAACAGGGUACGAAUUUUAACAUCUGCUUUCAGGAGGAUUUCCUUUAUGGGUUGUCGGUCUUGGCCGAGUGGUACCGUGAGUAUCGUUAUUUCCCGACCACCAUGGCAAUAGUGCUGGACAAGAAAUGCAUAUGGGAGCUUCCCCCGGAGUCCGUCACUCUUGAAGCAUGCACUUAUCAAGGUCUACCUUUAGCCAAAGUGAUAGAAGAUGUGACAAAAGUGGAAGAUAGGAGAGUCAUACCAACUAACGUGGAGAUAUGCCCCCGAUUCUCCUACUCUGUCCACAUGGCACACAAGCUCGCAGCUUGGAUCAUCCACAUCAGAGAAGAGGAGUUCGUCGCCUCCCUGGAGAACCGUGCGAUUGGGGAAAGUGUUCAAGCCAGUUUUCUCAAUCUCACGGAGUUCAGGGGGGUGAUGAUAGAUGUGCUGAUCCCCUGUAUGGUAUUUUACCUGAUGGUGUAUGAUCGGAAGUUCUUUGCCCAGAGAAAAACAUAUUUUAAUGCAGUGUACACUGCCAAAAAGACGGCAUAUAUGACCUGCGGAAAGACAGGGGACUUGGGGAUGCUUUUGCAGGCUUAUCAGCAUCAGGCAGAGAGGGUGACUUGA